Molecule: messenger RNA, 1900 nt
Organism: Penaeus monodon (black tiger shrimp)
Lineage: Eukaryota; Metazoa; Arthropoda; Malacostraca; Decapoda; Penaeidae
Gene: mRF1
Product: peptide chain release factor 1-like, mitochondrial
Biological process (GO): translational termination
Molecular function (GO): translation release factor activity
Source: RefSeq, a predicted model, not a curated record
CUUUAUUGUAUAAGUGCUUAAUCAAAAUAAAUAAGUUGAUUUCAUAGUGAAUCAUACUAAUUUCUUCCUCCGAAUGUUACCAAUUGACUCUGACUUCGACGGACUUUACAUGGAACUCAUCCGUCAGAGAUUGGUUAAGAAUAGAUUGAGAUUCCAUUGUCCACAACUUCAGCUGUUUGAGAAGAGAGAUUUUGACAAUAAGGGAAAAUGAGACAUCUCUUUCGUACUGGAAAAUUUUACAGAAACCUUUCUAAAAUGAGAAUUGUGUCAUACAAUUAUCAUAGGCCAUUAAGGACUGCAGUCUAUCAAUUACCAGAAUAUACAACUUGCAGCAGUAUUCAUACAAAUGCAUGUGAUUUCAUAAAAAGAAACUUAUAUGCAAGAAUACCAAUUUUUUCUCACCAAAGAAUACCAAGUAAAAGCAAUAUGCUUUCAGAAAUAUCCAUUGAACAUGUUCAAUAUUCUACACAUUCUGAAGAAGAACUGUCGUUGUGCAAUGAAAAAGUUCAGCGCUGUCUUUCGGAGAUGAGAGAGAGGUUUAGAUCCAGUUCUCAAAGCUCUACAGAAGAGGGUCAGCUCACUGCAAGGUCGCUUAAACCCUUGAUGGUCUUGCUGGAGGAGGUUGACAAAAUUCAGUCUGACAUUGAUGACCUCCGUAGCAUGGCCAGUGACCCAGAGAAUGAUAAGGAGAUGAAGCAGCUGGCCCAGAGUGACCUUGAAGAUGCACUUGAGAAAUUGAAGGAGCUAGAAGAUGAUGUACUAAAUUCUCUGGUCCCUCCUGAGCCACUGGAAGACACAGACACCAUCGUUGAAGUGAGUGCAGGCGUUGGUGGGCAGGAAGCCAUGCUUUUCUGCCAGGAGGUAUUUAGCAUGUAUACGUCCUAUGCAGAGUACAUGGGAUGGGAGACCGACAUUAUGGAUUACGAGACAACGGAUAUUGGUGGUGUGAGACAUGCUGUGGCAGUUGUACGAGGAGAAGGGGCAUACCGUCUCUUGAAGUACGAGGGAGGAAUUCACCGCGUGCAAAGAGUGCCGAAGACUGAGAAAGCGGGACGCAUUCACACUUCGACUGUCUCUGUGGCCGUCAUGCCGCAGCCGAGCGAGAUAGACAUUCAAAUAUCGGAGAAAGACCUGAGGAUUGAGACCAAGCGAGCGAGCGGGGCAGGCGGACAACAUGUCAACACAACUGAUAGUGCUGUCAGGAUGGUUCACAUUCCCACAGGUAUUGCUGUUGAAAGUCAGAAGGAAAGGUCCCAGCACCGCAACAAGGAUGAGUGCAUGAGGAAGUUAAGGGUACAGCUCUACCAGCUGCAACUUGAUGAAAACAUGGCCCAGUUUACCUCAAAUAGGAAAUUGCAGGUUGGAACAAGAGCCAGAUCGGAGAAAAUCAGAACCUAUAACUACCCUCAAGAUCGAGUCACUGAUCACAGAAUUGGAGUAUCUGUGCACAAUCUGCAAUCUGUUUUAAAUGGCUCAGAUGAUCUUCAUGCUCUUAUCUGUCGACUGCUUGAAGAAGGUUGGAAGGAAAGACUGUGGGAUAUCAUUAACAACCCUCAGCUAUCUAAGUUAAAAGAUUCAGGGAUAAUGUUGUUAAUGUGAUGUUUAACAUGUUGUAAAAAGAAGAAUAGACAUCACUUUGGAAAUUAUAUUUUUUUUCAGUUUGUUGCUCAUGUAGUAAUUCUAAAUGCAUUUAAAUUUUGUUUUGGUAUUUUUCAGUCACUGUAACCAUAAUAAUUUGAUAAGGCAACAAACUCUUACAGGUGAAUCUUCAUCAUUAUUGUAUAAUGUUAUUUUUCAUUUACAGUUCUUAUUUUGAAACUUAUUGCAUGUGAAUAAUUUGUAAAUAAACUAUUUCAUCAAUGUAUAUUUAUUAUAAUGUAAAUAGAGAAGAAAAAUAAGU